Molecule: messenger RNA, 7923 nt
Organism: Babesia ovata
Lineage: Eukaryota; Apicomplexa; Aconoidasida; Piroplasmida; Babesiidae
Product: Extracellular matrix-binding ebh
Exons: 2
Coding region: 1-7923 (2640 amino acids)
Source: RefSeq, a predicted model, not a curated record
AUGGCACCGAAAGCUUUGACGGAUUGCCCCGAGAACCUUCGAGAGGCAAUCGACUGGCUCAUCCAGGUGAAGCAGGGUGGCGGGAUCCCAAGGCUGUCCGAAGCUCUGAGUAAGUUGUUCGACAAUGUUGUUCAGGACGGUGAAAAAGCUCUGCCGUCUGUCCCCGAAUCAGAUGAGCCGUCCGCCAGAGAUGUUAUCUCCAAGCUUCAAACGUUUCGGAGCUCUUUUCCGAAAGACUCUUCGAAUAAUAAUCAAAACAUUUUACAUAAUAUCUGUUCCGCCGUUGAGAGCUUUUUAGGCUAUCAGCCUCCUGGAACCUACAACGGUUCCGGGAUUGUGUAUGGCUCCGCCUCCCGUUUGUGCGAUGCAGUUGUGUCCUUCUUGCAUAGAGUGUUCAGUGAUGUCCGUGAUAAUCAGCCGUAUGUUGUUGGUGGAGCAUUGUUGAGUGGCCUGGUUAGCGACCUCGAAAAAGCGAGAUGGGCUGGCCAUCAUGGCUUCAAGUCUGUCAUCCCCAAGGUGGCCAGUGGCCUCGGGGAAUAUAACAGAAAGGUUAAGGACUCCAAUGACAGAGUCAAGAGGCCGAUCAGUGACAUUAUCGCAUACGUCAAAAGUGAAGGUGGUGAGUUGCCUCCUAAUAUACGUGACCUAAAUGAAACUAAUCCUUCAGACCCUGACGUUAAGGCAGCCGAGGAAUUGGCGAAGGAAUGCAUUGGAAAGGGUAAGGACUUCGGUAAAGCCUUCACUUCUAAAACACAUAAGCAUUACAUGAAAGAUGCGUUUGAUGAUUUGAAUGGAUCGUUGCGUGACAAAAUUCAUAAUGCCCGUAACAGCGUCGGCCGUGAGACUGCGAUGCUGAAGAAGUGGACCAGUAAGCAACUUGACAACUAUAAGGCUAUGGUCAAGUUGAUCAAGCAGGCCUUCAGGAAACUCAAAGUUAAUAUCAACUCAAGGAUUCGGAAGGAAGUUACUGAACUUGCGGAAAGGCUAAAGGGAUUGGUUGGGAACAUCUUAGUUAAGCUUAACAGAAUAAGUGUGCUGUUGGGAAAAUGCACCUUUGACCUGGGCAAGUGGAUGACGGAGGCUAACGGAAUUAUAGAUGCAGCAUUGAGAUUGGUGCAGAACAUUUAUGAUGAACUUGAUGAUCCAAAAAAAAGCAAGGAUAAACUUGACAAGGCUAUUGAAAAAGUUGAGGAGAAGCUGGAGGAAAGAGUCAAGGACUUGAAUAUUUGGAAAAGCACGGCGGAGAAUAUUCUUGCGCUUGCAGGUGUUAAUGCGGAUAAGAUUUAUAUUGAUUUGGUUCAUGAAAAUAAAACAGCUACAAUUGGUAAGAGCAUAACGAACAUAACUAACGCGAACAAUGAUAUUAUCGGUGCUAAUACAAAACUUGGCAACCAUAUCACUGAGUUAGGUGACUGGAAAGGUGCGGCGGACACUUUGCUUGAAGGUGUGAUUUUAAACACUAAUCAAGUGCGUGGCAGCUUGGAUUAUACUAAGCAAGACGGUGUUGUUGGUAAAAAUAUUAAGGCAAUUGGAGAAUGUAACAAGGAAAUUUCAGAUGCAAAUAAUACUCUCGGAAGGGAGGUAGAGAGUCUGGGAAAUUGGAUUAAUAAAGCGGCGAACAUUCAUGACAAGGCACAGAAAAUGGCUGAAGGGGCCUAUGACUUCUUGAAAAAGUAUAAGGAGUCAAAGACUGGUAAAAGGGAAGAAACGGAGCUCACUAAAAAUAUUAAAAUUAUUGAAGCGGCGAAUAAGAAUAUUGUUGAAGUUAAUAAAAGGCUGAACGAUGCUGACAUCGAUUUGGGACAGUGGAAGGAAGCGGCGGAGAGAGUGCUUAGCACAGCGGUUCAUAAGGCGGUGGAUGUGAAGAAUAAGUUGGAUCCUAAUCAACAUGACGAUAAGCAUAAAAUUGGUCAGAAAAUUAAUAAUAUUAAGACAGCAAGACAAGGACUUGAAGAUGCUAAAAAUAAGCUUCACGGUCAUCUUGAGAGUUUGAGUGACUGGAAGGUGGAGGCGGAGAGUGUUAUUAUAAGUGCGGUAAGGAAGGCGGAGAAUGUGUGGAAAGCGUUGGAUGAAACAAAAAAAGAAGAUAAAUCGCUUGGAAAAAAUAUUGAGAACAUUGAGACCGCAAAAAAGGCGAUUGAAAAUGCGAAUCAGAGUCUUGGUGAGGAAGUUGGGCACUUGAAUAACUGGCAUACUGCGGCUGACAAAAUUGUCGCAGCUGGAAAAGUGAAGUGUGAAAAAAUUUUGGAGAGAGUUAUUAAAGAUGGCAAAACUGAGGGUACGCAAAUUGGUAUAAACACCCAAGCCUUACAGAAAAAAGCUGAGAACCUUUUGGACGCUUACAGCACGGCGCAUAAGAAUGUUAAGGCAUUGGAGUCGGCAGUUCCUAACGCUAUCAAGGAUUUGGAAACCGGCAUGAAAGAGGAUUUGGAGAGGCUGCAGAGAGAGAUUGUGAAGAAUAUGAAAGAACAUGUUGGUGGGAUGCUUUUGCAGAUUCAGGGGGAUGUGAAGAAGAUUAAGGGGCAGGCGGGGAGCCUCAAUGGCGAUGGUACAUGGACAGUACAGGGCUCCGGCCUUGAAGGCAUUAACACAAAAGUGGAGAAAUAUUUCAAAGCGUUCAAAGGGAGAGCGUUUCAAUCUUAUAUAGUGAAAGGCUGGCUGGAUGACAGUAUUUUGCUACACAACGGCCUGCUGACAACUAAGCUCGGGUGGGAUGAUGCAAACAAUGACCAUGCCAAUCUCGCGCUUGCCAUCAGUGGCAGGCUAAACGUUAACUAUCUUUAUGAUGCAGAAGAUACCGGUAAUGACCAAAGCUUCAUAACAGCCAUGAAUAAAUUAAAAGGCAAGUCUAAGAACAGCAUGAAAGACAAAAUCCAAUACGUCCACGACGUUUGCGAGGCGUUUGCCAAGGUGAUGGAUGACAAGCUGAAGGGCACGAACAGUGCUAUAUCUGGCAUAGUCUCUAAGGUUAAGGGGGCGUUUAAGAGUUAUGGAGGCGGCGGCGGCAGAACAGAGGAUGCAAGAAAGGCCAUAGAAAAGGCCGCCAAUAAUUGCAAAUGUGAGUGCGGAGAGAACUGCGAUAAGAAAACACCAGAAGAGUGCGCAAGAUGCCAGAAACCCGAGUGCAUAGUUAGUCAGAUCGUGGAAUUUACACUCUGCGCCCUGUCAUCCGUGGCCCAGCAGGUCCGCGAGGAACUUGAUUCACUGUUUCUCAGCCCCGAAGACGGAAACAUCGCAACGUUCCUGGACGCUGCGAAGGCGGCAACUGAUAAGCUUCACAAUAAUCUCGACGAGGCUGGAAAAGAAGCAAAUAAAAAGAACAAAACACCCCCCGCCGCAUCUUCCAGCCAGGACAAUGAAAUUCUGAAGAGCGUUCAGGGGAUUGAGGAGAAGGUUAAAGAGGGGAUGAAGAUCAAAAAUAAUAUUCCUCAGGACUUUGAAAAGAUCAUGGAGAAUUAUAAAGAGAAGCGAGAUGGAAAGGAUGUACACAAAAAAGACAGCCAAUAUAAGCAGUUGCUUAAAGACAUCCCCCAGGCGAUGAAGCCUUUCGAGGACAUGAAUGCUUUCACCGUUGAAGAAGGGAAAGAACAACUUAAAACAGGCCAAGUAAUAAAAGCAAAAGAAGCAGUCUCGAAGCAUCUCUCCACGGUGGAAGAAGAACUCAAAGAAAUCGCGUGGUUUGUUAGUAGUGACAAGCAAAAGCCGCCGUCUCUGAAGCUUUUGCCGGAUGGCCAAGAAGGUAUCCAAAAUUUGUUGAAAAAGCUUGAAGAGGGGCUUAAAGAUAAAGCUUUGGAUAACUCUAACAAAUGCCUCGAUAAAAUCAGGGAGGUUAUUGGAAAUCUGCAAAAAGAUGAAUUCAGCAAAACCACUGGCAUCGAAGAAGCCGUCCGCCUUAUUAAGUCGACUCUUAAAGAGCUUAGGAAGGAGUUGAGGAAUGAACAGGACAUCCAUAACAAAACUGCCAUUGUCAAUGCGUUGAACAAUUUGCAAAAAGAGGGUCUCAACACCAAGGAAAAAUGGCAGCCAGUUGGCGGUCAACAAGUCGAAGCACUGAUGAAAAUUCAUAAGGACAUUAAAAAUCUGAAAAUCAAUGAGUUCACUAGGCACCCCGGCAUAAUUGGCGGUGCAGUCGACGUUAUUACCCGGGAACUUUCACAACUCCAGAGUGAUUUACGGAAUCACGUUACCAGAAGGUUGGCGGACCUGAAAGAGAAGGGGCUUAUGCAUGGUGGUGGAAACUGGGAAAAUGACGGUCCCAAAGCAAGGGGAUUCGAAAACAUUAAAAGUGAGAUUAAAUCACAAAAUGCAAUAUUGCCAACCCAAACGCAAAACAUCGCCGAUGCCAUAUACGAAAUAAAAGGCGAGCUUAUGAAAAUCGGAUUCAAGUUGGACCAUCGUGGAAACCCUGAAGACGUCAUAGACCUGUUGAAAGAGUUGGCAAAAAUGAUGGGUAAAAGUAAGGACAAGUACAGCGUUAAUCUCCAAAGAAUUUAUGAUGAAAUUCAUUGGCAACAAAAUUGGCCGCUUAUUACAAAACCCAUCGAAAUUCACAGAGCUAAUGAGGCAAUUAAAAGCGAACUUAUGAGGCUUCAGAAUGAGCUGCAUGACAAUGUUACCAUUAAACUGACUACGUUGAAGAAUUAUGGUCUGACUAAUGGUGUGAACUGGACUGAUAAUAAUACGAAUGUUAGGGCUUUUGAGGACAUUACGAAUGAUAUCCACGGUCUGCAACAAGGCGAUUUGGGGAAAACUAGCGUAAUCACUCAACACAUUGGCGAAAUUAAAAAUGAACUCGACGAACAAAGAAACAAGUUGGAGCGUGAAGUUACCGCCAGGCUGCGGGACUUGCAAAGCAAAGGCCUAGCGGACGGUGAGUGGAACCUUGGCAGCCAAAAAAUCAAUGGCCUUACUAAAAUCACAAAUGGGAUCAGCGACAUAAAAUCUACGGAUGUCGGAGAUGUAAGAGAUAAACUCAGCAUCUUGCGCGGUGUCAUUAAGAACGCGGCGAAAGAUCUGAAAGACAACUUGAAGCUAAUGAAAGACAAUAUGAUCGGUGACAGGCUUGUCAAAAUUAGAGAUGAUCUCCAGCACCUGCACAUCACGCUGGUGAAAGGCGCCAUAAAGGACUGCAAGGAGUUCAUUGAGAGAGACGCCGACGUGUUCAAGCAGCGAUGCAUCGACGAGCUCACAAAGUACGUCGAGCAGGAACUGGAGGCAGAGGAAAACAAAUUGCUCGCCGAGGCCCGCCGGCAGUACGUGUCCACCGUCAGGGAGAUGCUUCAAGUCUUCGCCGCCAAGGUGGAGACGGAGCUAGAGGGACUGCCAGGCGAGAUCGACGAUGACCUGCGUAAAGGCUUCAAGGGGUUUAUGAAAAAUAUGGCAGAUGGGACAACUGAUGAUAUAAGCACCGCGAAAGGAGAAAAUAUCAAUAAACUUGUAAACGUCAAGGAUCGAAAAGAUGUCUCAGCAGUAUCAUCGGCCUUCGUGAAAUUCUUCGGACCGUUGAGUGGCUAUGUCAACGAAGAGAUUAUAAGGGCGCAUAAGCAAAAUAGUGCGGAAAGGAAUCCGCCGGGCACGGAUGAACAGACAUAUUCCUACAAGCUUUUCAUGAUACGUGACGCACUCACCAACUUACUCACUUACCUCAACGACAAAAAAGGCUAUGACCACAGACUCUCCGAUCUGCUCGCCGCGCUGACCAACGCCCUCAAUGACCUUAGACCUGAGAGCUUCGCCAAGCCCUCAACUCGCGUGCUAGAUGGAGUGGUGGAAGGCCUCCGCGCUUUCUAUGCCGAGUUCAAGCACUGCUACGUUUCCGCGUACUCGGGCGCCGAGUGCCGGGAGGCGGACGCCGACAAGUACGCCAAGGCGUUUCUCAGCAUGAUCCCGAUGACGCACAAUGCGUUCCACAACUUGGCAGAGAAAUGCGGCAGCAACUGGCGAAGCAACAAAAUAUGCAAGCUGACCGGCGACGGAAGGGACAACGGCCUGGGCAACUACCUUACCAGAUGCGGCUACAAGGUGUCAACGACCGACGGACUCCAGGAGGGGGAGUUACAGAAUCAAUUUUCGGGCGGCGCAGUUCAUGAGCUAUUUGCAUCCCCAGUUGCCGACGUGAGUGUCAAAAUAUUGAUCGAUGGCAAGUCGGCAGAGAACGAAAUUAGUGUCGUUGACUUAGUUGCGCUUUUCCAUAACAUGGCGUGUCGCUACCUCCAGGCGUGCCACUUGAAUAUCCCUUCGACGCCCAGAUACCCCUGCACAGUCAGGGACAUGCUGUCGUGGCUGUCCGGCCUGCAGUACACUCCGGUGGCGGACAAACUGCCUGACCACUGCAGAGCGUUGCUCGACCGCAAGUGCGACGAUAACGAUACCCCCAACAGGGACGACACAGUCAUGGCACAGUGCAUUACUAGUCUGCCGUACACUAUAGCAUCAUCGUGUGCGCACUCCACGUCACUGCUCGUAACCAUCCAAGGCCAUGGCCGCGGCUUCAACCUGGCCGCCUAUCCCUACUCCGUCGACUUCGCCAACAACCGCGCACAGCUGUACUACCCGGCUGACCCCGCCGAUCUGCUUGAUAUGCUGAGGCAGAUAUGCUGCCGUGCCACCGCCGAAACCAAGGGCUGGCGGGAAUGCCACUACGGCCGGCGGGUGCCGUACUCCCACUGGCAGUGUAACACCUACGACAACCAGGCCACCGACGCAAGUCACAACUGCCCGCCCACAUCGCCGCUGCAGUCCUUCCUCACCGACAGCUGUCCCAACCUCCUGCCGCAUAAGCUCAGUGUAGUUGACAGUGCCAUUGAAUGUGCCAACUGCCCUUCCAACCUGCCGGGCCAGCAGUGCCUCACCCCGCUAGGCUUCUGGGACCUUGGCCUGGCAGCCUCCAUGAGACGCACCGGCAAGGAUCUUGCCAAGUCACUCGGCCGUCUCUGCAGUGACGCCGACGCGUGCCUCUUCCAACUCUGCCGAACGCUGCAGUUGCUGUGCCCCACCGCACCGCAGUCACUCGGCGACGUGUUCUCGCUCUUCACUCAACUGCUCAGAAUGUGGGAUCACGAAUCAUCCCGGCGGGCGUACUCUCACCAUGAGAGUUACGUAACGCACCUGAGCGACGAGGCCAUCGACAAGCUGUUCCCUCUGUGGACUCAGCUCCACGGCAGUUACCGUAAUGCCAAUCUCACCGACGCCCUCCAGGCACUCGCCAGCCAUGAGCAUGAGAACUCAGGGCACGAUGCGCUCUCAAGUCUCUCCGCCGAGCCGCCUUGUCAACAACAAUACAUCUGCGCCCCCUUCCUCCAGCCGCUGUCGCUGCACGCCAACCACACCUUCCCGCAGAAACACGCCCAAAUCUGCCUCACGUGGGUAGUACACCUGGCAUGGCAGUUCUGGGAUUUGCUGCAACAACUGCGUGAUGCUUUUAACAACAUCGACUGCACGGCCCACGGCUGCGCCACGUGCCUCUGUCCUCCCGGCAACCACGGCCACAAGGACGCCUGCCACUGCCCGUCACUCGUAGAAUGCGGCGGACCCCUCCCAACACUCUACCGCUACGGAUUCGCAUAUCGCAACGCCCACGUCCUGGUCGCCGGCAGCCAGAAGAUACGGUGCAGUGACCUCAACGGCCAACUCACCAAGAUACUGCAUUCCAACCACUUCAGGGAGUUGUUCCACCAGAACGACCAGCUCAUCUGGCACAUCCGGAUGCCCUUCCUCUUCACCCUCAUAGCACUCUGGCUCAUCGCCACGCUCUACAUCCUCCACUCACUCCUCUACCGCAUGGACGUGCUGCGCAUCCGCUCGCACCUCCUGACUACCAGGGCCUCCCACCUCAUCGACGUCAAGGCGCUGCUCGCCGGCAGCCGCAGGAUGCUCUCACUCUACAAGGACGUCGACUACUUCGACGAUGACUUUAUCUCAUGA